Messenger RNA from Meriones unguiculatus (Mongolian gerbil), 12099 nucleotides. RefSeq names its product insulin like growth factor 1 receptor (gene Igf1r). Gene Ontology annotation, cellular component: insulin receptor complex; axon; membrane. The coding region runs from base 1295 to 4864 and encodes 1189 amino acids. The record is from RefSeq and is a predicted model, not a curated record. Lineage: Eukaryota; Metazoa; Chordata; Mammalia; Rodentia; Muridae. The transcript is spliced from 20 exons. Gene Ontology annotation, molecular function: ATP binding; insulin receptor activity; phosphatidylinositol 3-kinase binding. Gene Ontology annotation, biological process: multicellular organism development; protein autophosphorylation; insulin-like growth factor receptor signaling pathway.
AAUAUUAAACUAUAGUAAACUACAAGACUCAGGUUGUCUGGAAGAAUAAAACCCAUUUUUAAUCACUGAGCCUUCUUCCUUCAGCCCUCCAAAACUUUUUAAAAUUUAUUUAAUUUUAAUUUUAUAUACAUUAGUGUGAAGUUGUCAGAUCCCUUGGAACUGGCAUUUCAGACAGUUGUGAGCUGCAAUGUGGAUGCUGGGAAUUGAACCUGAGUCCUUUAGAAUAGCAGGUGGUGCUCUUAACCACUGAGCCAUCUCUGCAGCCCUCCUCCAAAACUUUUUUUUAGGGUUUCUAUGUGAAGCCCUGGCUGUCCUGGAACUUGCUCUGUAGACUAGGCUGGACUUGAACUCAGAGAUCCUCUUGCCUCUUCUUCCCAAGUGCUGGCAUUAAAGGUGUGAGUCACCACCAGCCAGGCUUGAAAGCAGGCUAGAAUCUGAAGUUUGAAGAGAGUGAAUUGGAGGUGAGCCUGGCUACAGAGUGAGAUACUGUUUAAAAAAACAAACAGACAAAUAAAAGGAAAAGGAAAAAAAUGCUUCCAAAUGUAUCAGAGUUGUUAAGCUUGGAGCCUAUUUUUUUUCCCCUCCUUCCUGGGUAAUCUAAAUUUUAAAGUCAUUAUGCAGAGUGUUUGUACUUACACUAUUGCCAUAAUACCCAUGGUAUACAUGAUAAUACCCCUUUGUACUUUUGUUCUUUUUUUGAUCAAGCUUAUAGAGGCUUAUAUGAUUUGCUAUUAUUAAAGGGCUAGUUAGUUACAAUAACCUUUUAGUUAUCUUGUUUUUAUCUUAGUGUUUAGCCAGUUAAAAUUCACUUUUCUUUACUUUUGCCUGAAGUUUAUUAAAUUGACCAUCCACCCUGCAUCCUAAAACAGUGGCAUCGAAGCCGAACGCUUUCCUGAGCUUUCCUCUGCACCUUUGUUUCAGGAUCACUGACCCUCAGUUCCUUUCUAGAUGUCCUGUGAUUAAGGUACUUGCCUGGCCUUUGAUCCUGAGGUUACUUGUGGCCAAGUUUCUCUUUAACUUAUCUUUUGAUACUCUGUUACGAUCUCUGCAUGUAUCCCAGAAGCUUCUCUGAGGGAACUUACUGAGGUUGACUUGAGUCCAAGUGUAUAGUUAAUUUUUAAAUUGUGUCCGUUUGGGUUUUGUUUUUUUCUUUUUUAAAUAGAGGCUUCAUUUUUGUAUUUAGUAAACCAGGCUUACUGGUUACAUUGUUUCCACGGCCUUGUCUGUUGUCAAAUGGAGAAGAAUGUUGAUGUCUCCUAAUUGUUUGAUUUCCACCUUUGGAGUGCUUUAAAAAAUGCUUUACGUUUAUUUGUUUUAUGUGUAUGUGUUUUUUUCUGCAUGUAUGCAUGCAUGCCUGGCAGCCAUGGCGGUACGGAAGACAGAGGAAGUGUGCCCAAGUGUGUGCGGGAAGCGAGCAUGCACCGAGAACAAUGAAUGCUGCCACCCGGAGUGCCUAGGCAGCUGCCAUACCCCUGACGACAACACAACUUGCGUGGCCUGCCGACACUACUACUACAAAGGCGUGUGCGUGCCUGCCUGCCCGCCUGGCACCUACCGGUUCGAGGGCUGGCGCUGUGUGGACCGUGAUUUCUGCGCCAACAUCCCCAACGCUGAGAGCAGUGACUCCGAUGGCUUCGUCAUCCAUGAUGGCGAAUGCAUGCAGGAGUGUCCCUCAGGAUUCAUCCGCAACAGCACCCAGAGCAUGUACUGUAUCCCCUGUGAAGGCCCCUGCCCCAAAGUCUGUGGCGACGAAGAAAAGAAAACAAAAACCAUUGAUUCAGUUACUUCCGCUCAGAUGCUCCAAGGAUGCACCAUCUUGAAGGGCAAUCUGCUUAUUAAUAUCCGACGAGGCAAUAACAUAGCCUCGGAACUGGAGAACUUCAUGGGGCUCAUUGAGGUGGUGACCGGCUACGUGAAGAUCCGCCAUUCCCACGCCUUGGUCUCCUUGUCCUUCCUGAAGAACCUUCGUCUGAUCUUAGGAGAGGAGCAGCUAGAAGGGAACUAUUCCUUCUAUGUCCUGGACAACCAGAACUUGCAGCAGCUGUGGGACUGGAACCACCGGAACCUGACCAUCAGGUCAGGCAAGAUGUACUUUGCUUUCAAUCCCAAGCUGUGUGUGUCUGAAAUUUACCGCAUGGAGGAAGUGACGGGAACAAAGGGACGCCAGAGCAAAGGAGAUAUAAACACCAGGAACAACGGAGAGCGAGCUUCCUGUGAGAGUGAUGUCCUCCGUUUCACCUCCACCACCACCUGGAAGAACCGCAUCAUCAUCACCUGGCACCGGUACCGGCCGCCAGACUACAGGGACCUCAUCAGCUUCACGGUGUACUACAAGGAGGCGCCUUUUAAAAAUGUUACCGAAUACGAUGGGCAGGAUGCCUGUGGCUCCAACAGCUGGAACAUGGUGGAUGUGGACCUACCUCCCAACAAGGAGGGGGAGCCUGGCAUUUUACUGCAUGGGCUGAAGCCCUGGACCCAGUAUGCCGUCUAUGUCAAGGCUGUGACCCUCACCAUGGUGGAAAACGACCACAUCCGUGGGGCCAAAAGUGAAAUCUUGUACAUUCGCACCAAUGCUUCAGUUCCCUCCAUUCCCCUGGACGUCCUGUCAGCAUCAAACUCUUCUUCCCAGCUGAUUGUGAAGUGGAACCCCCCAACUCUGCCCAAUGGGAACUUGAGUUAUUACAUUGUGAGGUGGCAGCGGCAGCCACAGGACGGCUACCUGUACCGGCACAACUACUGCUCCAAAGACAAAAUCCCCAUCAGAAAGUAUGCUGAUGGCACCAUUGAUGUGGAAGAGGUGACAGAGAACCCCAAGACAGAAGUGUGUGGUGGUGAAAAGGGGCCAUGCUGUGCUUGUCCUAAAACUGAAGCUGAGAAGCAGGCUGAGAAGGAGGAGGCAGAGUACCGGAAAGUCUUCGAGAAUUUCCUUCAUAACUCCAUCUUCGUGCCCAGACCUGAAAGGAGGCGGAGAGAUGUCAUGCAGGUGGCCAACACCACCAUGUCUAGCCGAAGCAGGAACACCACCAUGGCUGACACCUACAACAUGACAGACCCAGAAGAGUUCGAGACAGAAUACCCUUUCUUCGAGAGCAGGGUGGAUAACAAGGAGAGAACUGUCAUUUCCAACCUCCGGCCUUUCACUUUGUACCGCAUCGACAUCCACAGCUGCAACCAUGAGGCCGAGAAGCUGGGCUGCAGUGCCUCCAACUUUGUCUUUGCAAGAACCAUGCCGGCAGAAGGAGCCGAUGACAUUCCUGGACCAGUGACCUGGGAGCCAAGACCUGAAAAUUCCAUCUUCUUAAAGUGGCCCGAACCUGAGAACCCCAACGGCUUGAUUCUGAUGUACGAAAUAAAAUAUGGGGCGCAAGUGGAGGAUCAGCGGGAAUGUGUGUCCAGACAGGAGUACAGGAAGUACGGAGGGGCCAAGCUUAACCGGCUAAACCCUGGGAACUACACAGCCCGGAUUCAGGCUACCUCCCUCUCUGGGAAUGGGUCAUGGACAGAUCCCGUGUUCUUCUAUGUCCCAGCCAAAACGACGUAUGAGAAUUUCAUGCAUCUGAUCAUUGCUCUGCCAGUCGCCAUCCUGCUGAUCGUGGGGGGCCUGGUAAUCAUGCUGUAUGUCUUCCAUAGAAAGAGAAAUAACAACAGGUUGGGCAAUGGAGUGUUGUAUGCCUCUGUGAACCCUGAGUAUUUCAGCGCAGCUGAUGUGUACGUGCCUGAUGAGUGGGAGGUAGCUCGAGAGAAGAUCACCAUGAACCGGGAGCUUGGACAAGGGUCCUUUGGGAUGGUCUAUGAAGGAGUGGCCAAGGGCGUGGUCAAGGAUGAACCUGAAACCAGAGUAGCCAUCAAGACAGUGAACGAGGCUGCAAGUAUGCGGGAAAGAAUAGAGUUUCUCAACGAGGCCUCAGUGAUGAAGGAGUUCAACUGUCACCACGUGGUCCGGUUACUGGGCGUGGUGUCCCAAGGCCAGCCUACCCUGGUCAUCAUGGAACUAAUGACACGUGGCGAUCUCAAAAGUUAUCUCCGGUCUCUAAGGCCAGAAGUGGAGCAGAAUAAUCUAGUCCUAAUUCCUCCGAGUUUAAGCAAGAUGAUCCAGAUGGCUGGAGAAAUUGCAGAUGGCAUGGCCUACCUCAAUGCCAACAAGUUUGUCCACAGAGACCUUGCUGCUCGGAACUGCAUGGUAGCUGAAGAUUUCACAGUCAAAAUUGGAGAUUUCGGUAUGACACGAGACAUCUACGAGACAGACUACUACCGGAAAGGAGGGAAGGGCUUGCUGCCUGUGCGCUGGAUGUCUCCCGAGUCUCUCAAGGAUGGAGUCUUCACUACCCAUUCUGAUGUCUGGUCCUUUGGGGUCGUCCUCUGGGAGAUUGCCACGCUGGCUGAGCAGCCCUACCAGGGCUUGUCCAAUGAGCAAGUUCUACGUUUUGUCAUGGAGGGCGGUCUUCUGGACAAGCCGGACAACUGCCCCGACAUGCUGUUUGAACUUAUGCGCAUGUGCUGGCAGUACAACCCCAAGAUGCGGCCCUCGUUCCUGGAGAUCAUCGGCAGCAUCAAGGAUGAGAUGGAGCCCAGCUUUCAGGAGGUCUCCUUCUACUACAGCGAGGAGAACAAGCCUCCCGAGCCGGAGGAGCUGGAGCUAGAGCUGGAGCCGGAGAACAUGGAGAGUGUGCCGCUGGACCCUUCAGCCUCCUCAUCCUCCCUGCCUCUGCCUGAAAGACACUCAGGACACAAGGCCGAGAACGGCCCGGGCCCCGGAGUCCUGGUUCUCCGAGCCAGUUUCGAUGAAAGACAGCCUUACGCUCACAUGAAUGGGGGGCGCGCCAACGAGAGGGCCUUGCCUCUGCCCCAGUCUUCGACCUGCUGAUCCUCAGACGCUGCUGAAGCGUGUGCAAACAGUAACGUGUGCGCCCACAAGUGGGCGGGGGGAGCGCAGGUUGUAACAAUCUAUUCACAAGCCUCCUGUACCUCAGUGGAUCUUCAGAACUGCCAUUGCUGCCCGCGGGAGACGGCUUCUCUGCAGUAAACACACUUGGGCCCUUCCUGUUCUCAAUAUGCAAGCAGCUUUUUAUUUCCCUACCCAAACCCUUAACUGACAUGGGCCUCUGCAGACCUUAAUGACAACACUUAAUAGCAACAGGACACUCAAGAAUUGAGUUUCCUCACUCUCUGCCUUUCUCUCUCUUCUGCCUUCCCUCUCUCUCCUCUCCUUUUCCACUUCCACUCUCUCCUUUCUCUUUUCUUCUGCUUCACAAUUGAAAAAUAUUUCCGAAAGCCCAGCUGGGAAGCCUUUUUUUUCUUUCUUUCUUUCUUUCUUUCUUUCUUUUUUAAAUCAGAUUGACUUAAUGGCUGUCCCUGGGGCUCUUCAUCAGCCCAUACAUACUGACCUGACACCUUGGGUUUUUACAAAAAAAAAAAAAAAAAGGAAAAAAAUGCACACACUGAGAUGGAAAUUUUUUUUAACUGUAUCUUUAACCUUUUUAGGGUCAUCCAAAAUUUUAAAAGGGCCAUUGUUAAUCCAUGGUUAUCAUUUUCAUGCUGCCAAUUUUUGCCAAAAUCCUGUUUUGUUUUGUUUUUUCUUGUGCACACUCCCUGCGCUGAUUUCCUUUUGUCCAGAGGCGUGGGAUGAAACACGGCAUCUUGUUGAUAAUAUCACUGGAGAGACACAUUGGUGAUGCCUGUGUGUGCCCCGUGUGCUCCUAGCCCAUAUCCCCCCGGGUCUCCUUCUGUGAUGACUAGCUUACUGUUUCGGAGAACUGGACAAGAUGGAACUUGCCCUCCUUGAAGAAGGGCAAGUCUGAACCAGCUCUUCACCCUUACCCCACCCACAGCACCCCAAGAAUUCUGGAGGAAAUGGCUGUGAGCAAGCCUGAAGGUCAGGUUGUGGGUCAAGGUGGUCGGCAUACCACCACCCUCCCGUUGCCCCAGCUCCCCUCCUGCUCCCAUUCCCCCUUCCCCGAGGGACACAGAUGCGAAAGGGUUCCAGAGACUCAGCCCAGCUGUUGGUGCAGAUGAGCAAGGAAGGGGUUCAGACACGGAAGCAGCCCAGGCAGUGGAUCCAAGCAGUCUAAGCGUUGACACGGUCUCUGUUACUAGGACUUCCUCGUGGGUCUCUCAUGUCUGUGUUAGACCGUGAAACAUUUGCGUACACAUCGUCUUCAGUGUCACUUUUAUAACUUUUUUACGGUUCGGAUAUUCAUCUAUACGUCUGUACAGGAAAACAAAGCUGCUAUUAUUUUUGUUCUUUAUCUCUGUGGAUUUAAUCUAUGAAACUUUCAGGUCUACCCUUCUUCCUUUUUGCUUACUCCAAGAAACUUCUAUGCUUUGUACUAGAGUGUAACUCUUCUUCCUCCUCUCCAGCAACCGAUGCUUCUGGAUCAUAAUUUGCCAGGAACUGUUUGAUGCCUUUUUAUAAGUACAGCGCCCUUCCCCUGCCCCCUGAAGCCCAUUCAUUAUCUUCUAACCCAUAGGCUUUGUGAGCACACUGCUGGUAAGGGAGUGAGGAGGGCCAGAGGCCUGGACCCAGGUACUCCUGGGCCCCACUUUCUCCUUCCCACAACUCCCUGCACACAGCAUUGGCAUCUGUUACAGUGCAAGACAUGCCACAAACUCAGGUCAGAAACAAAAAGGUUAAAAAUCUCACACAUCUGGUUUAGUGUCUAGAUUUCUAGCCCCCACUGUUGAAAGUCACACCUUUGCUUUCCCUUUUUGUUUUGGUUGUGGCACCCAUACACACAUCUAUAUUUAAUUUUGGGACACAAUAGCAGUUUUAAACUGCAGAUAGCAUUUGGAUUAUUAUUUUUUAAUGGAUAUUUAAUCCUUCUAUCCCAUUUUUAAAACAACAGCAACCACAAAACAGCUGCUGAGUCCUCAGGGUUCAGCAGAGCAUGGCCCAGCGGCCCAUCUGUGGCCUUCUGCCAUCACCUUCACCACACCAACCUACCUGUCUUAGAACCAGAAUGUCUGAAGGGGCGGCCUCUGUGUGAGCAGGGCACAGGGUACUGACAGCCCAUAGCCAGGAACAGCAGCCUCAGUGUUCUGGAGCCCACUCCCAGAUCAGGAGGCCUGAGUGACAGGCAGAGCAGAGCUGACCCCGGGGUGGCCAUGGAGCCCUUUGCUGUUUCCUUAGCCGGAACCACAGACCUUUGGCCCUGGGGGUCCUGUUUUGUUUAGUUUUUAGCACUUCUUACCAGAGGGAUGACAGCAUGAGAGUUGCUUCUGGGAUGGAAAUAUUUAAAUGAUGAGUAAGAAAAAAGUUGGAAGAUAAUGAUUGCAGUUGUGACUGGAGAUUAAACACAGAAAAGAAAGCUUUUAGUUCUCUGGCUUGUCUGUAGUUUCAGGCUCACGGCUCUCACUAGCCUCUUCUCCGCACUGUUUCCCCUUAACAAACAAAGAGAAGAGAAGGAGGAAAAGGUUUAUUAAGGUAUUUCAUGUAGGAGUUUUAAUUUAUUUUGUGAUACCUGUUUUAAUCACUGUAGAGAAGCCCCGUUAUGAAUUUUAAAUACUGAGGAAAAGGUGUGUGCGCAUCUGUGUGUGUGUGUAUUAGAUGGGACAGUUUUUGGGUUGGGAGGGUAUUUUUUCAAACAUUUAUCUACCUCACUCUUGUUUUUCAUGUGUGUGUGUGUAUAUAUAUAAAACAAUACAUCUCACACUUCUCAGUACCUGACAAUAGGCCAAUGAUACUGGUAACCUCAUCCACACCACAGGCCACAUACCCAGAUGACGCAGAGGCGGGGUCAGGCUGGAUUCCUGGGGUCAAAGCAACACUAACUCAGUCUGCGUCCUUCCACUGUUCUCCAAGAGCUCACCUUCCCUGGGACAAGCUUCGGUUAUCUUUCUCCUCACGGGGUUCCCGCCAAGGUGUCCCUGCAUCCCUCCCAGCAUCCCCUCGGGCCCAGAGUUCGCCAGUGGAGCAGGGUCGCCUGCUACCCUCAGCUGGCAGACUUCGGGACAGAUCUUCAUGACUGACGUGGCCAAUGCACGUCAUCCGUAAGAGAGCAGGCACUCCCAGGUUUAAGGUUUGCGUGUGCACGUUAGGGUGCCCUGUUGGUCCCCGCGGCUGCUCCUCUGAGACCUGUGCUUCGGCAGGGUUAUGCCAGCAUUGCUGUCUUGGCAUUGGUUCCUCCUAGAGGUAUAGCAGUGUCAGCAGACAGAGAGCUCUCCCCUCACCCCUCCGCUUCUGACAGAAGGCCAGUACAAUAAAGGGAGGCAGGACAAAGCCUGCACCCCCUGCAGGCUGCUGUCCUUCCCUCCUCCUCCCCGCCUCCCCCCCCAGGGCUAAACAAGGACUGACCAAAUCUUGAGGCUGGAAGGCCAGUGGUUGGCAUUCUGCCUUCCCUGUGCUUUGCCUCUGUCCAUCCCAUCAUUCUGCUGCUCAUGGGGGUGGACAGUGCACUCCUCAAUUCCAGCAGCUGCUCUCACAGGCCCUGGGGACUCUCGCUGGGAAACGUGGUGGGUGAUAGUUCCCAGUGUGGAGAGCUGUCUGUACUGCGGGUAAGCUCAGGGGCCCCUUGCCUCCUGCCAGAACGCUGCCCUUCUCCGAGUUCCUAGAAGCUCACAGGGUUGCUGGGAGACACCGUUUGAUCAGGGUUUUCUUCUACACUGUAGGUGACCCCCUGGGAUAGUGGCCUCUCCUCUCCUUUGCACAUACCUGCCGGUUUCCACAACUGGAUUUCUACAGAUCAUUCAACUGAUUUUACGGGGUUUUUGGUUUGUUUGUUGGUUUUCUUUUUUCUUUUGAUUUUAUUUCUCAAAACUGUCCAAGUUGGUGUUCUUUUGUGUUACGUAGGUGAUUUUUUUUUCAAGUAGAGAGAGAACACUAACAGUGUAGCACUCAUCAUAACAAAUGCUCCAGAAACACUUCAGUGAAAUGACAGUAUGCUUAUAGUGAUGGUGCAGUCACUCUGCUGGACCACCUUGACUAUUGCAAGGCAUCACGAAUCCACAGUUCUAACCUAAUUUCAUGCUGAUUUUCCCACCUCUUCCUGAUUUUCCUCUCUAUAUGCUCCAAGUAAUCUUACCGAGCUGAGUUGUGGCCUUUUUCGUGCAACUCCCUUUCCUGACAGGAGCUCACACUGCUUGAGGUAACAUGAACCACUGAGGCACAGCAUUCAGGUGAUGUGAACAUUAAGGUGUCCUCCCACACAGCCUUCCUUGAGGCAGCAGGAGCUGAGUCACGGGGACACAGGCGAACCUGAGCUGCAUGAGGCCCGCACUACCCAAUCUCCUUUCAGGAAUGUCGUAACAUUUGACUCUUAGUUGGAAUGAGGCUUCCUCCUUGGGAGAUAGAAGACCGCCCAAGGCCAUCCGUGGCCUCUCCUUCCAGCCUGUUUCUUAUGACUCAGGACAAGUCAAUGGUAGGAAAAGCGGCUUCAUAAAAUAGAAAAGUGAUCACUGUGAAAAGAGCAGAGUGUUUGGUAUGCAGUCAUGUUUUUUGGGCGGGCUGACAGAUGGAUGAGCUCCGUGUGAUAUCAAGUUUUAAGCCAGUCUGAGCUCCUGGAGCCUCCUUAGCAACCCACCACUGUUGGUAGGGUCUGUACCUGAGGCAAGCAAGUGGUUGUGGCAAGGUCACACUGAGCUCAGGUGGGUGAGAAGUCUAGGAUUCUUACCCAAGGUCCUCUGCUGUUACCGUUGGGUCCUCUGAGAGAGGCCACACAGCGUUGAAGGCAUUGGCAUCCUGCAGGUGACCUUAGCACCCUAUCAGUAUGCUUCAGCCCAUUUUAACAGUAAUGAGUUUAUGGUUUGGGUUUUUUGGUUUGUUGUUUUUUAUUUUUUUUAAUGUUACUUUUGUGUUUGUCUGAUGUCUUUUCAUUUCCUGGGCUAAGCAGCGGCACGGGGAGACCUGGACCACUGAGAUCCACUCCUUAAGAACCAGUGAUGACGGUCAAACUUUCUCACUCCACUCUGAACUAGGUGGUGGUACAAAUGAGAGCUUCGAGACAGGAUGUCUGUUUAAAAUUGAACCUGUCUUGCCAGAGAUGCUGAAGAUCCAGACCUUGGAUAGGCCAGGGGUCUUCACUUGGGGCCUCCAACUUGGAUGACCAGUUGGUGAUUUAGAGAAACGAACAUUCCUUGACGGAAUGCCGGUCUGUAGGAAACCAUGGUAACUGGGAUCAUGGCAUGAAGAGCAUUGCUGACAGAAGGGUAAAGGGACCGUAAGAAGCAUGGACCGCAUUUGGACUUGAUGGUUUCUGAAGGUGUCAUGCCCACAUUCGAGGCUGUGACGUCAUUGUGGGCAUUUGGUUUCAGAUAAUAAACUCAGCAUCCUGCUCUGGAGACUUCUCACGGAGCUGAGUCACGUUGUUGAAGAACUCAGACUCCAUCGCGCUCACGAGUUGAGUAUCCGUCUGGGGCAUGACGUUAGGGAUUUAUUUUGUUUUGUUUCUGUGAGAACUUCAUAAUCACUGAUUUUUGUGUCCACAUUUGUGUCUGCAUCUUUCCAGUAAACAUUUUUUUUUCAAUUAGUCACUCAUUAUCGUUUCCAAUAGGGCUUCUAAGUCCAGUAGAUUACGGGUAGUCAGUUGACGAAGAUCUGGUUUACAAGAACUAAUUAAAUGUUUCAUUGCGUUUUUGUAAGAACAUAGAAUAAUUUUAUAAAAUGUUUGUAGUUUAUAAUUGCCGAAAUAAUUUAAAAACACCUUUUUUUUUUCUCUGUGUGUGCAAAUAUGUGUUUGUGGUCUUUUUCCUUUUUUCCUUUGUUUUUUUUUUUCUUUUUGACACUUGUUUACUAGCUAGCUUUACAAUAUGCCAAAAAUAAAGACUAAAAUUUAAAAAAAAAAACAAAAAAAUUAAAAAUAAAAAAAGUUAAAAAAAAAAAUAAAAGAAUUCUCCCCUCUCCCAGCCCCAAGCUGUGGUUCACCUUUCCCACACGCUUUGUGCUCUACUUUGUAAAAAAGAAAAAGAAAAAAAAAAAAGACAACAAAAAAGGAAUGACAGUGGUUUAAAAAGUGCUUCUGUGUUCUUCAGUAUCUUGGUCUUAGAACCCUUUGCUAGGGAAGGGAACGCUGUCUUACUGAUUGUUCCCUGUGGAGCAUGGCAGCCUAAACAGAUGGAGAGAACCAAGAACCUUGCUGGCCGUGGAAAUAGCAGCGUGUUCCCACCCAGCAACGUGGGCUGGCAUUCACCGGUGGCAUCUGGCUCCCGGGGCUGGUGUUUGUCCUAAUUCUGCAGUGCCAUAGAGCUGGGAGGGUCUCGCCACACAGAACGGCUCCACGGUGAUCGCACAAACAAUUGUGAGAUGCAGGCACCUGUGCCCCGGAUCCCAGUGAAAGCUGUGCCUGCUUGUAUUUUAGGCUGAAUGCUGAAGGGACACUUUUUACGACACAGAACAAAGUCGUAAGAAAAGCCACGACGUGUUGCCCCACACACAUGCGCCCCCGUUUUUUUAGAGUUAAAAUGUAUGUCCUUUGGCUGCCAGUGCAUUGUUGGCCAUGUCUCUACAGUUCCAGAAGAUAGCAUUGUUGAGGACAUCUGGACUUCCUGACGCUCCAGGAAGAAGUCCUAGGAACCAUUUCCGGGGUUGGGUUGGGUUGUGUUUGCAGUUUCUCAUGAAUGUUGGGCCUUGUGCAGACAUGUACAGAGAUGGACCAGAUGCUUGCCUGGUGACAUCACCUGUCUGCUUCCCAAGCCAGUGAGGUUGGGGUGAGAGUUUGGCCAGAGUUUGUCUACCUCUGGGAUUAAAGAAAAAAGAAAAGGUCAAAUCAGAAGGUGCGAUGGAAUAGAUGCAUCGCCAAUAAUGCAUUUCUGAGUUUUCUUGUUAAAACUUUUUCUUAAAAAAGAAAAAAAAAAGUUUAAAAAAGAUAAUAUGGCCAAUUUGUUACAUAAAAUAACUUUUCUGUGUAUAAAUUAUUCCUAAAAAAAAAAACCCUCUGUUUAUAUAAAAAUCAGUAGAUGAAAAAAAAAUUCAAUGUUUUUGUAUAUUCUGUUGUAAGAAUUUAUUCCUGUUACUGCGGCAUACUCGGGACUCUUUACAUUAUGAAAAAAGAAAACUUUGUCUAUUUUGAAUGGCUGAAGCUAAGGCCACUUGAGUUUCUAUUACUCCUGCUUUUUUCUAGUAGUUAAAGUACCACAUGGGUUAAGUUAAAUAAAAGAAUUCUGUAUGCA